CUCCUGCAAGUGUAAGGAUUAAUUGUCUGAUCCACGUUUAUUUAAAGCAUAGAAUAUGAUCAUUGUUUUCUUAAUUUUGGUAGCUAGCUAUCUAAUAUAUUUGAUUUAUCCUGUUUGUUUAUAUCACUCUGCUUUUCACCUAUUUUAAUGUUUGAUGUUUUAAAUCCAUGCAAUAUAUUGAGAUUUGUAACUAUUCAUUGUGGCAAGUGUAUUGAAGGAACCAAGUUCUUUGGGUUUAAAAUAUUAUAAUAUUAGCAUGAAUACAGAAAAUAAACUAUUUGCUUAUUUUCAUUUCAAUACACAUGUUAGUUUCAGCAUAAUUAGAAUAAUUUCAAAAUCCAGAGUGUGUUUGUGCAAAUUUUACUUAUUUAGUUCUUGAGUUUUGUGAAGAAAAAAAUUUCUUUGAAAAUGCUCUAAUUUCUUCAAAUUUUGGGUUUGCGUGAAUUAUGUACUCUUCAUUUAAUUUUAUUUUUUCAAAUUUGCUACUUUAGUAUUGGGUUACUUUCAAAUUAUAUAUGCUUGCUUAAUUAACGACACAUUUUUAAAAUUAUUUGCUUAAUAAUAAAAAAAUAUUAAAGAUAAAGGGUUUUAUUAAUAUUUCUGUCUUAUUAAGUGAACCAUAAGUUUUGAUUACUUCUUUGAUGAAAAAGGAACAUAUUUGAUUGUUAAUUAAAGUUGCAUAAUUCCCCACAGCAAAUUGCCCUGAAAUUUGUAUGACCAGGAGAAUGGCUCUAGUUUUAUGUUGGUGUCAGUCGUCAUUGUUCAAGUUAACCAAUUCAAGGGUAGUUGUUGGAUGAAAUAAAAUAAUUGAGAUCAAUCGUUCAUCGAAGAAUCCAUUUAAACAUAUAUAUGACCUUAUUUUUUAGCCUAGAACCUCAAACGUUUUCCAUAAAGACAUCAUUUUCCAAUCAAAAUAAGUGAGGUUUUCUUGAAAAUUUUGGAACUUGUAUUCUUUAUUGAAAAUGUGUACAAAUUAGGACCUAUUUAAAUUUAGAAAACGUUUUAAUUUUUAUUUAUUAAUUGUUUUAAAUAAUAACAAAAUUAGCAUUUGUUUUUAUUUUAUAUUUUAAAAAAUUAGUAAGUGAAAAAAAAUACUUUUGGUAUUUUCAAAACUACUCCUUAUAUAAAUGUUUAAAUUAAGAAAUAAAGUAACUAUAGUAUUUUUACAAUUAUUUAUUAAAAUAAGAAAUGAAAAGAUAAAACAUUUUAUCAAAACAAGCCUUGUCGAUCUACUCAAGUACUUGCUCAUGUCAUCACUGUUAAAAACUUUUAUAUCAAGGUUAAAAAUAAGAUAGAAAAUUGCAGUUAUACGACAAAGUGCAAUCGGGGAAUUGUAAAAGUGGGCAAGGUUGUUCCUUUUAACACCUUUAUGAGACGAAAGUCCAAUAAUCCAGAACUGUAUGCAUCUGGAAAUUAUUUAUUAUAUACUCCAAAACUAUGAUUUCAACAUUGGAGCUAACAUUGCACUUUGCAAAUCUUCACAACCCAUCAAAUUAAAAGCUAGUAUGUGUAUAUAUAGAGAUUAAUAUUUCACUUAAAAACAAGGACAAAUGUUCUCCUCCUUAGCCAUGGAAAUUUUGCUCUUAUCCCUUCUUUCCUUAUGCUAUGUGUUUUUCUAUCUUUUCAAAUUGGUCCUUAAACGUAGAGACCAAUCGUGUUACAUGUUGGCCUAUGAAUGCUACAAACCUCCAGAAGACACCAAACUCGACAUAGAUUUAUAUGAGAAAAUCUGCCUAAGAAACAGGAGCUUGGGUUUGGAGGAAUUCAAGUUCCUCCUCAAAUGCAUGACAAAAUCUGGGAUUGGAGGAAACACUUACGCCCCAAGAAACAUCAUUGAGGGAAGAGAAUCAGAUGCCACUGUUGAAGAUUCCCUCAAAGAAAUGGAUGAGAUUAUGUUUGACACACUUGACAACCUCUUCACUAGCACUAAAUUUUCUCCCUCUAAAAUAGACAUCCUUGUGGUAAGUGUUUCCAGUUUUGUACCUGUUCCUUCCCUCACAUCUCGCAUCAUAAAUAGAUACAAAUUGAGGGACAACAUUAAGGCCUUCAACCUUGGUGGAAUGGGGUGCUGCGGAAGUGGAAUUGCCAUUGAUUUGGUGCAAAGACUUUUAAAGACAUACAAAAACUCUUAUGCUGUUGUUGUGUGUUCAGAGUGUUUGAGUCAAUCUUGGUAUUGUGGAAAAGUUAAGUCCAUGAUGCUUCCUUAUUGUCUCUUUCGCUCAGGUGGGUGUUCCAUGCUUUUCACAAACAUGUCAUCCCAAAAGCGAAUUGCAAUGAUGAGGUUGAAGCAUGUUGAAAGAACCCAUCUUGGGGCGAAGGAUGAAGCGUAUGGUUGUGCUAUGUUAGUGGAAGAUGGGCAAGGGUACCCAGGCUUUGGCCUUGCAAGGAGUCUCCCAAAGGCUGCUGCUGAAGCCUUAGAAAUGAACCUUAAAAUAUUGGUGCCAAAGAUUUUGCCACUUUGGAAAAUUUUGUGGUAUUUUAGUGUUUUUCUUUGCAAAUGCAUAAUGAAAAAGGCCCUUAUGUCCAACAUGUUGGGGAGUCUAGAGUUGAAGUCUGGAAUAGAGCAUUUUUGUGUGCACCCUGGUGGAAGGGCAGUUGUUGAGGAGGUAGCAAAGUGGUUAAGGCUCAAUGAUUAUGAUAUUGAGCCAUCUAAAAUGACAAUUCAUAGAUGGGGUAACACAUCUGCUAGUGGGGUUUGGUAUGUUUUUAGCUACAUGGAGGCCAAAAAGAGGCUAAAAAAGGGUGAUAGAAUCCUCAUGAUUGGCCUUGGAUCUGGUUUCAAGUGUUGCAAUUGUGUUUGGGAGGUCAUGAGGGAUUUGGAGAGUGCUAAUGUGUGGAAAGAUUGCAUAGAUUCUUAUUCACCAACCACACUAACGUCCAUUUUCGAGGAAAGGUAUGGUUGGAUUAACGAUCCUGCUAAUCAAGCCGUCAUUGAGGCUCAACUUUUAGCUAAAAUCCACCCUUCCAAUUAA
Abrus precatorius (Indian licorice) is the source of this 2972-nucleotide messenger RNA. RefSeq names its product 3-ketoacyl-CoA synthase 19-like. The record is from RefSeq and is a predicted model, not a curated record. Gene Ontology annotation, cellular component: membrane. Lineage: Eukaryota; Viridiplantae; Streptophyta; Magnoliopsida; Fabales; Fabaceae. The coding region runs from base 1551 to 2972 and encodes 473 amino acids. Gene Ontology annotation, biological process: fatty acid biosynthetic process. Gene Ontology annotation, molecular function: acyltransferase activity, transferring groups other than amino-acyl groups. The transcript has a single exon.